AUGACGCUAAAAACUACCAGGCCCGUCGAUGGCGAGACGCCUGACGAAGGUCUAGGCGCAGCAAGGAGAAACGAAUCGCUGGGCCACCGUUUUGCGCCGCAAGGUCGACAUUUCGCAUCACCAAAAACUGGUUCGCGUGCCCAGGCUCACAGACCUCCUCCUUUGGAUCUCACACCUCCGCCACCACCAAGAAAUCCCAGUUACAAUGCUCAUAACAAUGAUAACGAGCGUGUCCAAGGUCGUGGUGACGGUGAUCCUGAAGAUGGCAAGGACUUAGCAAGUGACAGCCGGGACAACACACCUGGAGGCACUGCGCCUCUACCAAGUCGGAAACGGCCGUGUGACUCUGCAACACCGCCAAGUGAAUACGACGACGACGAAGUAGACUACGAUGACGGGGACGUCGCGGACUCUCGAUUCGAUAUGUCUGUUACCCUAACUCCCGUGCUGCCUGAAGGCCAUCUUGCGGACGACUCGUUUUGUCUCUGUAGAGAGCAAAAAAUCCCACGUCCUCGCAACGUGUUCAUGCUGUAUCGACAGAGUUACCAGUCUCAGGUCGUGGCAAGAAACCCCGGCAUCGCAAAUCCGGACAUUUCCAAAAUUAUUGGCAAAAUGUGGAGGGAGCUGGAUGGCAAAGGCAAAGCGUACUGGAAACAGCGUGCCGAAGAAGAAAAAAUACGCCAUCGAGAGAUGUACCCAGAUUAUCGCUAUCAACCCAAGCGAGCAAAGAAGAAAAACACCAGCGGGGAACAGCAGGGCACUGCGUCGUCACUUGGCAGUGAGAGUCGGAGCGGUGCAGCCGGUGAUGGACCGGACUUGGGUACUUGUGACAAGUGUGGCCGCCGCCUCAAGGCACCGCCUCUCUCGUCACGCUCCAUCCCCAGCUCGGUUAGGUUGGCCCCAACUCCAUCCUCGCCGUUUGUUGCACCUCACGGGCGUAUGCAAACAGCUUCAUUUGACGGCUUCGAUGUGGAUGAGGAUCGUUCUCGCCCUCCUCAUCCCAGUCCCAGCCCGAAACAGCACCAGUCACCUCCUCGUGGUCGAGGUGCCUUCUCGAGAGAGGCCGUAGGAAGACGACCCUUGCCACCGUAUGGACGGCCAGGUACGGUGGGCGCUGUGCCUCGUGGCUAUCCAAGCCUCAAGAUCGAAGACACGUAUGCUCCAUCUGACCAGAGGAUGCGGCACUAUGAGCCACCUACUCCUUUCUCGGCACAAUUUUCUCCUUACGAAAAUGGUGAGGGUAGCAUGCACCCAUCUUACAUGCGGCUGCCAUAUCGCCCUGCCUCCGACAAUAUUUCGUCUUCGCUUAACCAAGUACCCCAUUCGGCAUCUGUGUCGCAGUAUCCUUCCUCAGGUCCUGCCCCUCCGCCAGCAUCCCCAUGGAUGGGACCUCCACCGCCGCCGAUGCGCCAUACCCCACGAGGAUAUGCAGGGCAUCCGCCGCCUCGUCAUAGCUAUGAUACCAUAGGGGGUCCUCUCACACCUGCAUCGGGGCAUCCAGCCAGAGGAGAAGGCCAUGGGAUCGUGCCUAGUCGGCUGCCACCGCCCACUCCACAAGACGGCUAUGGAUACUACCAAGUGUCAGGCCCCGGUAGUGCGGCUACGCCAUCAACGGCAAUGGCGGGACCUCCAACUCGUCCAAUGCCAACACCAACUUCAGCUCAAACAGCACUCGGCAGGUCAAUGUUGGAUUCUGGCAGGAUAUCUGCUAGCAACCGUGAGCGCCUCUUCCAACAGAAUCAUUCACGACCCACGUCGGGUUUCACCGACGAGUCUCUCAAGCUGCCCCCUCUCAUGACUGACGUAUCUCCCGCACUCCAAGUAGCCCGAUUGUCGGGAUCGAGUAUGGCGCCAGAUCAAUCCGCUUCGGAUGUCCGGGGAUCCACCGGAAGCAAUGGGCCCACGACUGGAAAACUUGCUGCCACUCCUGCGUACUUUCAAGAUAUGCGCACCUUUGCUUCAUCGCCGACGCCCAUUGUGGCCAGGCGCGACGACGACGGAAAUAUCGUCGACAGAGACAGCCGGGCAAGCGGCAUCCGGGCCAUGGUAAUGAGUGUGUCCUACCUCAAGAAAUACGAAGUACUGCGCCGGAUCUCUCCACCGCGGCCAGUGCCUCCUCGUCGCGGCCUAUUCAUUGCCAUCGAGGGCCACAAUGCUGCUCUUCGAGAUGCUGUCGGCCGUAUUGUGGAGCGAGCACUUGUCUCUUGCGGUGAAUGCAACAUCCGCAGUUGGACCAUGACCCCUCUGGAAGGAGACGAGACCUCCGGAAUUCAUGGUAUGCAGAAGAGAAACACAGACAGCGGCGUGGGCAGCAGCAUCCAUGUCGAAGAUGUGAGCAUGGCACCCAGCCCAGAGUCUGGUGGUGACUGCAACAGCCGCCGUGGGAGUACAAGCUUUGAGAGCACCCACCCAACGUCUCUCUCUUUCACCAUCAGCACGAUCGAGGAUCUUAUGCGGCUCGUUCCAACCUGGCACAAGAUCACGACCGAAAUCAACGAUCACAUUCACACGGCUGGCGGCAGCUCGGAGAUUUUGGGGUCGAUUCCGUUGUCGAGGAAGGUGAAAGACAUCUCCAACGGUCCACCGUCACCAGCCAGGUCUCCAAUGGACUUGCGACUCUCGCCGACCUCACAGUCUUCGGCAUUGCAGAGUGAAGGUUCGUCCAAAGCACCUGACAGCUCUCGGAUGGUACAGACCUGUGACGGUUCACAAGCCUCUGCCAGCCCCUCCCUUCACUCGACAACGACAACACUCGCAAAUUCACAGCCAUCCCAACUCUUGCCUGUGGCGCUGGUCACCACUGGCUACAGCCUUGCCAUUGCGGACAAGUGUGCGAUUUCCAUCCCCAUCAACGACUCGUUCCCCCCCAUAGCCCACUGGGAAUACAUGGCCGGACUAUGGCGUGGCACACCAGGGCCAGACUUGGUGGUCUACGCCGAUCCCUCACCACCGCCUCUAACCAGCAAUGGGGCACGCGGUCCCACUGUCCACUUCAUGGACCAAGAGGGCAUUCUUGUUGCCCACAUCCCACCUCCUAAGACAGCAGUAGACAAGCAAGUUGGCAGCGCGGACCAUAGCAACGACACCAACAGCAACGACAAGGAUGGCGAUGAUGAUGGAAGCAGUAUCAUGGACCAAAAGACGGAAAGGCGGUUGACGUUUGAGAUCUUGGAGCUGGUGCGUUCGGGAAACUUUGGAGCAUUUAAAGAAGAGACCUAG
Sporothrix schenckii 1099-18 is the source of this 3219-nucleotide messenger RNA. RefSeq lists its product as uncharacterized. Gene Ontology annotation, biological process: cell differentiation; anatomical structure morphogenesis; regulation of transcription by RNA polymerase II. Lineage: Eukaryota; Fungi; Ascomycota; Sordariomycetes; Ophiostomatales; Ophiostomataceae. The transcript has a single exon. Gene Ontology annotation, molecular function: DNA-binding transcription factor activity, RNA polymerase II-specific; RNA polymerase II cis-regulatory region sequence-specific DNA binding. The record is from RefSeq and is a predicted model, not a curated record. The coding region runs from base 1 to 3219 and encodes 1072 amino acids.